This is a messenger RNA of Cutaneotrichosporon oleaginosum, 2370 nucleotides long. RefSeq lists its product as uncharacterized. The record is from RefSeq and is a predicted model, not a curated record. Gene Ontology annotation, molecular function: protein binding. Lineage: Eukaryota; Fungi; Basidiomycota; Tremellomycetes; Trichosporonales; Trichosporonaceae.
AUGCCCCAGGUGAACGGCUCGCCGGCCGCUAGAACAGGCAUACCCACACCCAAGGCUUCUCGGAUACGGCCCCCAACCGUGGGUACCCCGUCUGCAUUGCGCGCCGCCGUCCCGCCAUCGCUAGACACUCCGGGGACACCUUCUCGCGUUCCACACGCUGGCGCGCGACCGAGUCUUACGCGUCCACCGCCCGCGGCCUCCCCCGGGACUCCUGCAAAGGACAAGCCGCCCAGUCGUUCCAGCACCCCGGUGCGCACUGCAUCGCCUGCGAGACCCGCGCCAACGCUGAAGAAGUCCUUGCCCCAGCUUCGCCCUGAACUCGCACAACCGUCUUCCGCCCCGCCGCUUCCCUCCCCCGCGGUCGAGCCACCACCGAAGCCUCCUCGCGAUGCGCGUAGAGCCGAACCGCCGCAACCUCCCGAGUCUGCCCCCAAGUCACAGGAGUCCGAGGCGGAUGUGCUCAAGGCGCGUCUCCAGUCCCUCGAAACACAGUACCGCGUCCUCCAGUUGGAGCAUGCGCGGUGCGCUCCACGCGUCGCGCGGGCUCCCAACCUUCCCGCUGGUGUCAGUGCCGACAAGGUGCUUGACUUGCUAUAUGAUCGCGCGACGCUCGGCGCCAUCGUGCACGCCAUGCCCAAGGUGCAGCGUAUGAGCUUGCUCGGCGUCAUGGCUGAUGCCUGUCGGCCUGGCGACAUACAGGAGCAGAUUGACCUGCUCGAGCGGAUGAAGGAGGCUCGCUCCGGCGUCCUUGGGCGCAUGGACGACGAGUUGGUGAUCCGCACAGUCCAGUUUCUGCCUAGACAUGAUAUCCUCAACCUCCGCCUGGUGGGAAAACGAUACGAUCGGCUGGCCACGCUCCCGGAUGUAUGGCGACCCCUGUGUAAAGAACUGGAGGCGACAUGGGACGGCACCAUUGAUCUCAGCAACUACGGCCUUGCAGAGGACGGCGACUGGCUUGGGCUGUACAAGCGUCUGUGGCAGCGCGAGAAGCAGUGGACCAACGGACAAGUGCAGAGCCUCGUUGUGCUCAACGGGCACCGCAACUAUGUCACGUCGUUGCAUCUCGCAGGCGAAACGCUCAUCAGUGGCUCUUACGACGACACCAUCCGCAUCUGGCACUUGCCUUACGCUGUCACGUCUGCCAAAGCCGUGCCACCACCGCAGAUCAUCCCCGCCAAGUCGGUCUCGAGUCUCGACUACUACGCGCCUGAGCAGGUGCUUGUAACAGGAUCGCACGAUGUGGGGCGAGCAACAUUGUGGCGGCAGGUCGACGGCGAGUGGAAGGCAGACCGCCUUCUGUCUGGCCAUCUUCACGGCACGCGCGCGGUCGCCAUCAACGCACAAUGGAUGAUCUCGGUGGGGUCGGACAAGGCGAUCGUUGUCUGGGACUGGCGCACCGGCAACAAGGUCGUGCGGUUCGGCCAGCAAACCAACGUCUGCAUCGGGAUGAACUUGCUCGACAACUUCAUCAUCACCGCCACUGUCGACGGUGUGAUACGCAGCUUUUCAAUCCAGAAGCGCGAGAUGCUGGGCUCGUUUAAGCUGUCCGAUCUGGCGGCCAGGCAGCCAGAGUACGCGUCUAAGCUCAAGGAUGUUGGCGUCGGCGCCCUCGGCAUGCUGACAUGGUUCGAGGCGGAGGGCCGCUUCAUGGCGUGCGCAACGAAGGAUAUCGUCAUCCGCCUCGCGUGGGACUGGGCCACGCCCGAAGAACAGCAGGAGAUGGAGAAUGGAGUGCCAUCUUCGAUGAGCCCUGGCAAAGAUGCGGCUGCCACUCCAGCGCGCCCCCGGCUCAGCACGGGCGUUGCAUCUUCUCCCGGCCCACAGUCGCCAGCCACGCCUCGCCGUGCCGCCGCAAGUCCGGUGCACAAAACGCCGCACACCGGCUCCAAGCUGAUUGACACGUUGACGAACGUAAACGAUGAUGUGGCCGCCACGAGCGGAACUGCGUCAAAGUACGCAUUCAUGCGUCCACCACGCAUCGUCGAAAUCCUCGACAUAGCUGGCACGGAGCGCGGCGCGUUCGAGGCGGGCCGUGUGCGUAUAAUAACCAGCCGCCGACUCUCGGCCAAGGCAGGUGCGGAGCGGCGUGUAAUAGUUGGCACGGAGCGGCUGGGCGAGAAUGGUGAGCCCACCAUGAAGCUCGUGUCCCUUGGCGGAAAGUGGGAUACUCAGGGCCGCGAGGCAGGCCUGCACACUGCCGCCAAGAACCCAAUGAGUCUGGCUUUGGACCACGACAAGCUGGUUUAUGGAUGUACCGACGGAUCCAUCGUCGUCGCGGGCUUUGUAGGGGCGAACGGCGUCGUGAAACCAGCGGCGAGCUCUACUCCGAGCGCACCCGCUCCACGGAAGAGUCUGAGGAAGUCUCCUUAG